AUGGGACAAACUAGUCGAGAAGAUUUAAACGAUACUGAUUUACCUACUUAUGACGAUGUCAUCAGAGAGGAUCAACAGAGGUUGAACACCGGGGCUCAACCACCACCACCACCAGCUAGACCACCGCGUAGAUCUGAUCACAAUUCUCCAAGGCCAGGGGGAUCUUCGUCAUCAUUGUCAUCGUCGCGCCCUCCUCCAAGAAUAAAUUCGACCACAGGUGGAUCUACAACAAGACCUACGAAACCAAUUCCCUGGAAUUACCCAAGAGGAUUUCACUGCCCUAAAUGUGGUAAUACUGGUUAUAAAUUAAAGAAUGGGAAAUCAUGCCGUUCGUGUUGGCGUCGCUUUGCCCCUGUUAAUGAUAUUCAUUCUCAAAAUACUCAAGUUUUACAGACCCCGGGUUAUUCAUCAUGGGGGUCAUCGAAUUGGUACAGUAAUCCGUCAAAUUUUGCUUCACCAUGGUCUAUGGCACCUCCAAGACCACCAACAAUGACAACGAGUACGUUUGCUCCACCGCCAGGUGGCUCUAUGGCGCCCAUGGGUAACGCUCCUCCAUUAGUUGUUAAACCAGGAGAUCCAAGACUUGGUGGUGUUCUGUGUGGUGAAUGUAGAGGUUCUGGAAGAGUUUCGUUCCUUUUCGAUGAAGAUUUAUGUCCAUUAUGCCGUGGAUUGGGUAGAAUCAUUAGAUGA
This is a messenger RNA of Zygosaccharomyces rouxii, 690 nucleotides long. RefSeq names its product Hua1p (gene HUA1). The transcript has a single exon. The coding region runs from base 1 to 690 and encodes 229 amino acids. The record is from RefSeq and is a predicted model, not a curated record. Lineage: Eukaryota; Fungi; Ascomycota; Saccharomycetes; Saccharomycetales; Saccharomycetaceae. Gene Ontology annotation, cellular component: cytoplasm.